Plasmopara halstedii is the source of this 2670-nucleotide messenger RNA. RefSeq names its product agc akt protein kinase. Gene Ontology annotation, molecular function: ATP binding; protein serine/threonine kinase activity. Gene Ontology annotation, biological process: protein phosphorylation. The record is from RefSeq and is a predicted model, not a curated record. NCBI's taxonomy places the organism in Eukaryota, Oomycota, Peronosporomycetes, Peronosporales, Peronosporaceae. The transcript is spliced from 4 exons. Bases 1 to 2670 code for a protein of 889 amino acids.
AUGAGCUCCGCUGCGGCCUCGAGCGCUUCGACCGAGAGCGAUGUGGAGCUAAUGCGUACAAUUUUGGGCGAACAUGUACCACAGAGCGUCAUCUUAACGUGUCUGAAUGCUUGUGCAUUCGACGUCAGUGCUGCUUUGAAUUGGUACUUUGCUGAGGUUGCGUCGUCUCCUACUAGUGCUUCUUCUUCCUCGGCUCCAGGGCAGCCAUUGAUACAGGGCGAGGCAACGCUCUCCUCUACUGUUCCCAGUAUCCAGUCAGGUUUCAGUCUCACACUACAUCCACGCGCAUGGCAGGGAAUGGUGAGCAAGUCGGAGGCCUAUUACGCCACACUCACACGGGGAGAUCCAGCUUACGAUCAGCUUACACCCAGUAAUGACAAAUUCUUAACUAUUCGUUUACGUAAACGUGGCUGGCGUACUGGAACUUAUUUGGGGGUCCCAUCGCCAGCCACUCAGAGACCCUUUUUCGCUAACGGAGAUGUUGUGACGCUUGAAUGCAAUGGAUUGUGGUUAAAAGCCAGCUCUCUUAAUAAAAUAUUGCAAUGGAAAGCGCCAUCUGAAGACGACCGCAAUAAAUUUGUAAUUCGCGGUCUGCCAUUGGGAAAGAAUUUAGCCCCCGGGGACUAUUUCUUUCUUACGAGCUACAAGUGGAAGGAUAAGGAAAUAGUGCGCAAAGACGAGCGUCCUGUUGGUAUUAGCAGCUACAAUACGAAUGUACAUCGUUGUUUUUUGGGACUUGAUCGUAUCAAAACGGCAAAUCAGCGCUUGUAUCUAUAUGCAAAGCUGACGCAGAACGCCUUAAAGAGCUUGCCAAGAUUCGACUACCCAGUUGGCUCUAAAAAUGUUACGAUUAACAUAAUGGGGGCGCCUGAGCCGUCUGGAAGUACCAUUUUACCAGAACCUCCCCUUUCGCGUCGAAAAGACUCAAUUUCUGAUGAGAUUCAGAUGAUGCAGGUCAAAAUUGAGCAAAUGGAAAUCAUUAUUGGCAAAGAUGUGUCGCGCGAUCGUCUCAUCUAUUUCCUAGAUGGUGCGGGCGGAGACGUGCAGGUUGCACUAGAGCAUUAUUUCAUGAGCGUGUCGGAAGAAACAGGACCUGAAAUUACAUCAGCCGUCACAUCCCCUGUUUCGCCCUCAUCAGCACAGGAUCGGAUGAUGAAAUCAGCAGCGGGUUUUGAGGAUGCUCAGGCUCGUGUACAUGCGGAAGCCAAAGCAAACCACAACUCGCGACCGCUUAGCCAGCUCAUCUUAGGUAUCCCAUCCAUAUCGGAUUCAUUUUCCUCACCAAGCGUGAAGCCAAUGACAAUUCCACCUUGUGAUGCCGUGUCAACACCUAAUCGUGACAUUCCGCUCACAGUUUUGGUUGACGCUACAAGUACUUUUGUUGGUGAACCUUUACCUGACAUGUCCCCUUCUGUGCCCUCUCCGAGUUCUUCUCCUGCAACUUCUUUCUUUGAUAAUGACACUACUGUUGCCUCAAUGUCUGCUCUUGGUGGGCGUCAAAUUACCGAAGAUAAAGAGUGCGUGGUGGCAAUGGACUCUACAAAUUAUCAAGAGAAACAGCAAAUGGAUAAUUUGGAGCAACAAGUAAACCAAGCAAAGCAUCAAGUAAGUACUUCAAGGACCGAUACAGAAGGGGGUAGUAGACGGGCUGAGGCGCUCACUAUUCAAGAUUUUGAGAUGCUCAGUGUGCUUGGCAAAGGCAGUUUUGGUGCUGUAAUGUUAGUGCGGUUCAAGAAGGAUGGGCGAGUGUUUGCUCUUAAAAUUAUAAAAAAGAACAAUAUGGAUCAGGCAGACGUACAAAAUGCUAUUGAAGAGCGACAAAUUCUGCAACGAAUUGAUCAUCCAUACAUUUGUGGGCUAAUUUUUGCUUUUCAAACAAAGGAACGAUUGUAUCUCGGCAUGAAGUACUACGCAGCUGGAGAUUUGUUUUAUCACUUGAAUGUGAAAGGCCGACUAAGUGUACAGGACGCCAAACUGUAUGGGGCAGAACUUGUGUUGGCCAUUUCAUAUUUGCAUGAACUAAACAUACUUUAUCGCGAUCUCAAGCCUUCAAAUGUUAUGAUUGAUUCCGAAGGUCACAUUGGCGUUGUCGACUUCGGCCUUUCCAAGCAGUAUAUAUAUGAAAGCAACUUCGGUGUGAAGACCUUGUCGGGUACAGCAGAGUAUGUGGCCCCAGAAGCUCUUGCACAAUCUGCUGAUGGAACACGAAACUACGGCAAAGCAUACGACUGGUGGAGCCUUGGUGUUGUAAUUUAUGAAAUGCUUGUGGGCGAAUCACCUUUUUACGACGAGAAUGAGCAUACGAUGUUGAGUCGAAUAGCGUACUCAGACGUCGUCUUUCCAACAGACUUUCCUGAAGACGCAUACGACUUGGUCAAAGGUUUGCUGUGUAAAGACCCCAGUAAGCGGCUUGGAUCGGAUUCCCUAGGCGGAGUAGAUGCUAUCAAGCAGUGCCAAUUCUUCGAGCUUAUUGAUUGGAAUAAAUUAUUGAAACGAGAAGUAAAGGCUCAUUGGACGCCAAAACUUAGUGGAGAGAUUGAUACAAGAUACGUGGAUCCAGAAUUUAUUGACGAAGGUCCACCUUCAGCUGCCUACGACCCAAGUGCUGAUGCAGGCACGACGCCUAGCAAACGCUUCAGUCAAUUUUCGUUUAAUUACAAUCUCGCAUGA